UGUCAAGAUAACAAUAUUACUAAAAUGUGUUUAGUUUGGUAGGAAAUAUGUUAGCAUUAAUUGCUAUAUUUGGGGUCUUGGCUGGUGUACAGUGUAGAGAGUACAAUGGAGACCAAGUGUACAGACUUGAAGUCCAGACUCCCAAUCAGAUUGAAUAUCUGCAGAACCUACAGAAUAAUGGAGCUGAUUUCUGGACUGAGGUUCGUUUGGGUAAUGUAGAUGUCAGAGUGGAAUUAAAAGAUAAAACUGUGUGGGAAAAAGAAUUUCAAAACCUUGGUAUUAAUUUUUCUGUAAUGAUUGAGGAUUUGGCUGGACUUAUAAAGGAAAGUAAGACCUGGUUUAAAAAAGGAGACAAAUCCAGGGUUGGAUCAAAGCAUGCUAUGGACUGGACCUCUUAUCAUCCUGUCGAGGAUAUGCAUGAUUUUAUGGACUUUCUGGUUUCUACCUAUGAUUAUGUAUCAGUGUCUUCAAUUGGACAAUCAUAUGAGGGAAAUGACAUGAGGGUAUUGAGUGUAUGUAAGGGAGGAUGUGGAAAUAAGCCAGCUAUUUGGAUAGAUGGCGGGAUUCAUGCAAGAGAAUGGGUGUCUCCUGCCACUGUAACCUAUAUGAUAAAUGAACUAUUGGAGAAUAAUAGUGAUCAUCCUGACUUGACAGAGGAAUUGGACUGGUAUAUAAUUCCAAAUAUCAACCCAGAUGGAUAUAAUUACUCAUACACUGACAGGCUGUGGAGAAAAACUCGUUCCCCAAAUGACAAUGGAUGUUUUGGAACUGAUGCAAACAGAAAUUGGGGAUUCCAUUGGAAUGAAGGAGGAUCAUCAAAUGAUCCUUGCGAUGAAGCUUACAUGGGUAAAGAAGCAUUUUCUGAGGUAGAAAACAGAAAUGUCAGAGACUUUAUACUAGAACGGAAAGGCCAGAUCAAAUUCUUCAAUACUCUUCACUCUUACAGCCAAUAUAUUCUUUUACCAUGGGGUUGGAGCUUUGAUCAUCCAGAUAACUAUCUAGAAAUGCAGUUGCUGGCUUUUGAAGCUGUUCUAGAGCUACUUAUUGUUCAUGGAACUGAAUAUGAGGUUGGAAGCAUUCCUAGUCUCUUGUAUAUUGCUAGUGGAGGAAGUUUAGAUUGGGCGCUAGGAGAGGCAGGAAUUCCUUACAGCUUUGCUAUGGAGUUAAGAGACAAAGGAAAGUAUGGUUUUGUUCUACCACCUGACCAGAUUAUUCCAACAGGCGAGGAAACCUGGGCCUUUCACUUGACAGUUGCAAGAGCUAUCAUCAGAGAAUUUGGAAAACAAAUUUAAUAUUUGUAGUUAAUACAUUUUAAUUCAAUAAAAGACAGCAUAUACUU
Molecule: messenger RNA, 1339 nt
Organism: Eurytemora carolleeae
Lineage: Eukaryota; Metazoa; Arthropoda; Copepoda; Calanoida; Temoridae
Product: carboxypeptidase B
Exons: 17
Coding region: 48-1292 (414 amino acids)
Biological process (GO): proteolysis
Molecular function (GO): zinc ion binding; metallocarboxypeptidase activity
Source: RefSeq, a predicted model, not a curated record